Varanus komodoensis (Komodo dragon) is the source of this 1908-nucleotide messenger RNA. Its product is annotated as TBC1 domain family member 24-like. Bases 1 to 1908 code for a protein of 635 amino acids. The record is from RefSeq and is a predicted model, not a curated record. The transcript is spliced from 7 exons. Lineage: Eukaryota; Metazoa; Chordata; Lepidosauria; Squamata; Varanidae.
AUGCUGCAGGUUGAGCCUAGUUAUACCAACCCCACUGGGGGCCCCAUAGCAGAUUUCCCUUUGGACAAAACAGGGACAAGGGGAAGAGCCAAUUCCACUAUGGAUGAUCUAAAGGAAGGAGGCCUGGAAGCCACACAAGAAAUGGCCCAACCAUUUAAAGUGGCCUUGCAGAUCCCCUCCAAGAUGGAGACACGGGACAGUGAUGCCAUCUCCUGCCCAGGCUACAGUGGAUUUGUGGACCAAGACAAGUUCGCCAUGCUGAAUGAUCCUCUGGACAGUCAUGAACAGCUCCUUGGCAAGUCUGCUAAAGAACUGAAGAAGCUGGCAAGGGAAGGGUCUUGGAGCAGGAGUCAUGCUUUAAGGGCACAGGCUUACCAGCACGUCAUCAAGAACAUACCCUGCCGAUCCGUGGCCUCAGAUGCCCUAGUCUACAGGGAUGUUUCCAGCAUGCUCUUUCAAAGGGGAAGUGAGCCCUCUGAGCCCUUGCCUGAAUUCCUGACAGGAAGCAUCAUGCCUGAAUAUAGUCUCAACAAGGAAGGGGCGACUGCCCUGAAGAAGAUACUCAUCUGCAUCUCCAACCUGUACCCAGACAUCACCUACUGCCCCCUCCUUCCAGCUGUGACUGCCCUGCUACUCCAUUACAGCCAAGAUGAGGCCCAGUGCUUUGAGAACGCCUGUCGGCUCCUCUACUGCAACGCUCCCCACACCUCCUACAUAGACCACUCCUUCCUCGCUCAUAUGGCCUCAUGCAUGACCUUUGGGGACCUAGCCAACAAACACUGCCCAGCUGCCCACCGGCUGAUGGCCAGCUCAUCAGACAGCACCUUUGAUGUGUAUUCUGACUGGCUGGUAUGGCUUUUUGAGGACCUUCCAUUUGAAUAUGUCAUCCGCAUCUUUGACGUGUACCUUGUAGAGGGGAAGAAAGUCCUCUACCGAAUUGCACUGGCCCUACUGAAGCAAUACCAGCUCUUUGUAACUGCAAAAGGGCUGGAGGUGAUUGAGGAUAUCAAAGGAAGCUUGCAGGCUUUCCUGUGGGACAUUCAGGAGCACAUGAGUGCAGACAAGCUGCUUGAGAAGGCGUUUGGCAUCCGGCUUUUCUCUCGCAAGGAAAUCUGGCUGCUUCAAAUGGCCAACAGGAAGGCAUUAGUGGAGAAAGGCAUAACCACGGUACACCACAGACAACCUUUCCAUCUUACUGUGAAUGCACAUAAUUUCACAUCCACCAUUGUGACCGCUCAGGAAAUGCGCAUCGUGUGGUCCUGGAUUCCUGAAAGAUUUUCUUUGUUCUCGCCUCUCCUCUUAUUCUCGACUUCUAAAGAUGGGUACAGCUUGCAAAGGUUGUAUUCGUGCUGUGAAGGCUACGAACCAACGGUACUGCUGUUAAAAACCACAGUGGGGGAAGUGUGUGGAGCAUUUCUCUCCUCUGACUGGAAUGAAAGGAAAAAAAGUGGGGGAGCAUCAAGUUUCUUUGGUACUGGAGAAUGCUUUGUUUUCACAGUGCACCCUGCGAUGGAACGGUACGAGUGGGUUUUCAUCAAGAAGCCAGAGCAGGCCAAAGCUCUGCCUCGUUCCCCACGCCAGCGCUCUCCAUCUCCUUUUGCGUUAGAGAGUCGGACAACAACCAGCUCAAACCACCUCACCGUACCAAAGUUAGAUAUGAUCAGAUACCGCCUGUCUCCAUUCCUGGCAACUAGGCAUUUCAAGUUGCCUUCCAAAACAGCCUCCAUGUUUAUGUCUGGAACUCAGGAAGGAAUUAUCAUAGGUGGUGGAGGAGGCCAGGCUCUGUUUAUUGAUGAUAAUCUGUAUCGUGGGAGAACAGAACACUGUGAAACAUUUGACAACCCUCCUCUUUGCCAAGAAAACUUCCAGGUGCAGCUCUUAGAAGUCUGGGGUUUUCAAAACUCCUGA